This is a messenger RNA of Epithele typhae, 2694 nucleotides long. RefSeq lists its product as uncharacterized. Gene Ontology annotation, biological process: regulation of DNA-templated transcription. Lineage: Eukaryota; Fungi; Basidiomycota; Agaricomycetes; Polyporales; Epitheliaceae. Gene Ontology annotation, cellular component: nucleus. The record is from RefSeq and is a predicted model, not a curated record. The transcript is spliced from 10 exons. Bases 1 to 2694 code for a protein of 897 amino acids. Gene Ontology annotation, molecular function: DNA-binding transcription factor activity, RNA polymerase II-specific; zinc ion binding.
AUGGCUGCGAGCGACCACCUGUCCUUCUACUGCGACGGCGACCCCAGCUUCAUCGUCGACCCCGCCAUCUUUGAUCCCACCGCUGCCCUCGGUCUGCUCUCCGCCCCGACCGGCCCCAGUACAUUCCCGGCCCCGACUGCCUCCCCGCACUCCCAGUCCGGCCUCUCCUCCGACCUCACCUGGUCCGAGCCCUCAGAGUCAGAGGCAACACACCCGGGCCCAAGCCGCCCACGCACCGCUCUCGGCCCCACGGAGCCCGCCCGGAAGCGUGUUAGGUCCAAGGUCGAGCUUGCCCCAGGUCAACCACCAACGGCCCGCGGCAACCCCCGCAUCCGCGUGUUCGUCGCAUGCUACCAAUGCCGUGCUCGCAAGGUCCGCUGUGACGGCGCCAAGCCUGUCUGCUGCAACUGCGAAAAGAGGCCCAACGGCGCUGACCCCUGCUCUUACGACAAGGGCCCCAACCGCAAAGGCCCUGACAAGGGCCGCCGAUCCCGUGGCGCUACUGCUACUGCUCCCGCCCCAGCCCCAGACCGCGCAGAGAAACAACCUGCCCGACCGAAACCGCCUGCACGCCCCGCAAGCCCUCAACCUGAGAGCGUCAGCUCACCAUCCGAAUCCGAUGCCCAGUCCCGUAUCAACGAAGAGGACCCGUUCGUCGAGGGAUUGCCGCUUGACGACGAUGUCGCCAUGCUCGACUUGGGCGAGGAAAUGGUCUGGGAACAUCGCGACCCUAUGCUCUUCGACGCCAACAUGUACAACAACAUGUUGAUCACCGACCCCCAGCUCUCUAUGACUCUUCCCUGGGAAUCCGGCCAAAAUGUAGACCAGUCCGGCGCCAACGAAACCGAGGACGAACCGACGGACGAGUUCGCCAGACCGCCGAGCAGCAGAUACGCUCGAGAUUCAUGGUGGGACGCUCUUCUUGGCUUUUACAACCAGGAGUUCGGGUCCCCAGAAGAUCGUCUGGCCAUUGUACUCUCUCAGCAACAGCGCAGCUCAGCAAUGAGGCUUAUCGUCAGAGACCUCCGGGUUAUGUUCCACUCGUCUCCCUGUUGGAUCUCAUUCAUACACAUCCCUCGCUUCUUCGAUACUCUUUUCAGCCCUAUCCGCAGGCACUCCAUGCAACCUAGUUUCUUGCUCGUCUCGGGCUGGGUCGACAUUGGCCUCGCCCAAGCUGCCCUCCUGAUCGCGAAUUUCGAGAUGCAGUCGCAUCCGCGACAGACCAUCGAGCGCUCCAACUCGUCGCUACUCCUCCUCGAUUCCCUCGUCAGACUCUUCGGGCUUUCUCAACUCGACGCAUCCGUGAAAACCAAAGGCUCCUCGCCCUUCGUCGUCACCAGUGGCGGCGGGCGCACUGCGAAUCCGGCCGCGACCCUCGGGCUCAUCACCCCUGGGCCCCGCUACGACUCCUACAUCAACGCACCCGCGACGAGCCACGGCCACUUCCCCCGCUCCCCGACGUCCGCAGAGGACCCUUACCACUUCCUUCGGAGCCUCGCCCAUCCGUCGUACACCGCGGGCAGCACGCCUGCCACGGGGCUGCCGCGCGGGUGCACCUGCCGGAGCUACUCGCUCGGCAGACUGACCACGAUGUGGCCCGAGGGCAUGCCCGAGGCCGAGUUCCUCCGCGAGGAGGCCCGCCGGCUCGUCUGGGCGAGCGUGAUGGUCGUCUCCAACCGGACCGCGUACACCUGCUCCACACCCGCGAGCCUGCGGCUCGGGCACAGCAAGCUGUUCGUCACCGAGCCGGAAACGGUGCGUCCCUCCGUUCUCUCCCCUCGUCCUCGCUCUCGUCGCCGUGGGCCCGUGCUGACCGACGCCCGGCGACCCGCACCCGCAGUUCGCGCUCCUGCUGCCGGGGAGGCGCUCGCGCGGGCGGGCGCGCAGGUGGACCCGGACGACAUGUGGUCGCUCGCGCUCCGGACGAUGCUCCUGCUCGAGGUGUGCCAGCGCGUGCGCGAGGACCCGACGCUGGGCGCGGCCGAGCGCGCGCACCACGGCGUGCAGGCGUGGCUCGAGAUCGACGACAUCGAGGCCCGCCUGGCCCGGCACACGUGCGACAUGGACAGCAGCUUCGGCUUCCAGGGCCGCGAGAUGCUGUUCCUGCUCCGGCUGCUGACCUCGUACGACUUCCAGCGGUUCAUACCGCAGAUCACCACGACUGGGAGGCUCUUCUACCGUGACAAGGCAAUGUCCUGGUUGCGAUACAUCACGGCGGUCGCAAAGUACAUCAACCGCGCGAUAAACGACCCACGGCCGAAGAUGGCGAAGGACCACCGCAAGUCGAUGCUCCUCUUCUGGUACAUCGCCAACGUCAAAAGAGCGAUGAGCCUGUGGGAGGCCGACCCCGAGCUCACCGCGGCGCUCACCGUAGCAUGCCAGUUCUCGGAGUUCGUCGAGCACUGGAUGCUGCUCUGGCCCCCCGGACGCGUCCGCUUCGCCUGGCAGGACCUCCGCUACAAGCUCAUCGACGCCUGCCGCACCGCCGAGCUGCCCCCGCCGGCGACCACGCUCCCGCGGCGCCCGCGGCGGCGGGACGUGUCGCCGCCUCCUGGCCCGGGCCAGCUGAGAGGGGGAGGUGAGAUGCUGUCCGGGCCCCCCGCGUCGUCGUCGUCGUCGUCGACGCCGGCGUCGUACGCCGGCGGGGCGGCGCAGCCGGAAUGGCACGCAGGGAUGUACAGGGGCAGCUUUUGA